Molecule: messenger RNA, 1485 nt
Organism: Siniperca chuatsi (mandarin fish)
Lineage: Eukaryota; Metazoa; Chordata; Actinopteri; Centrarchiformes; Sinipercidae
Product: cell division cycle-associated protein 7-like
Exons: 9
Coding region: 157-1365 (402 amino acids)
Biological process (GO): regulation of DNA-templated transcription
Cellular component (GO): nucleus
Source: RefSeq, a predicted model, not a curated record
GGCUAAUUCUGUGCGUUCGUGCUGCCUUGAGCUACAAAACACGCGCACCUGAUUUUCAAUCAGAUUAAUUGGACAGGUACCUGCGCGCGGGUGCACCUAGCUAAACUUCAGAAACUAGCUAGUAGGUCUCUGCAGUCCACGGUCGUCAAGAAUAAAAUGGCAGGGGUUUUAGGAAUGCGCUCCCUCACAAAAGAGCUAACGUUAGCUGAUGUUUUUGCAGAGGACUCUGAAAAUGAGCGAACAUUUUACGGCUUUUCUGACAGCGAAUUCAGCGAUAAGAAUUCAAAUUUGGAAGAUGAAGGUGAAGCCCAGCCUGACCUUUCCCCCAAGAAGCAGAAAGCCACAUCUAAACCAUCUUCUGGUGCUCAAACCUUCAGGCUGAGGGUGGCUCUCCGCUCCACUCCCUCUACCCUGCAGUCCACUGAGGAGGAGGAGGAGGAGGAAGAAAAGAGGACAAAACAGAGAGGUGUGAAGAAGGCAGGAAAGACCAGUGGGGCCGGGAGGAUGAAACAUGUUAAAUUUGAAGAUGAAGAGACAACAGCGGCUCCUUCUGAGGAGCGUGGAUCCGAUUCAGCUGAAGAUGUAUCGGAUUCUUUCCUGGCCAAGAGACAACAGAACAUCAAGGCCAACAAAGCAAUGUUGGCUCAGCUGAUGGCGGACCUGCAGAAGAUGCCAGGAGGUGCAGGUUUUCUGAAAAAACAAGCAGGCAAACAGAAGACAAAAGAGAGAAGUUCUCGUCCACCACGCUCUGGUGCAGCUGGAGGAGAGUCCAGGAAGAACCCAGAGCGGGCGUCUCGCAGACAGACCCGCUCUAUGGGGGGAGCUGAGGAUCCUUCAACACCAAAGGAGGAAGAACUGGAGCUCAGCUUGGAGGAGGAGCUACUGGAGGUACGCCGAGCCCCACAGCGCCGUGGUGCCCCACGGCCUAAUCAGAGCAAACCUCACGUUAUCCGUCCUGUGGAGGACAUCACAGAGGAUGAGCUUCAGCUGGUUGCAGACAACAUGACUGAUAAAGUCUACAACAGAGUCACUGGCUCCACAUGUCAUCAGUGCCGUCAGAAAACUGUCGACACCAAGACGUGCUGCCGCAGUGAGGACUGUCGGGGGAUUCAGGGUCAGUUCUGUGGGCCGUGCUUGAGGAACAGAUACGGAGAAGAUGUCAAGAAGGUGCUGCUUGAACCGGAGUGGAAGUGCCCUCCCUGUCGUGGCAUUUGCAACUGCAGCUUCUGCCGCCAACGUGAGGGCCGCUGCCCGACUGGCAUCCUGUUUCCCCUGGCUCAGUACCAUGGCUUCUCUGACGUCCAUUCCUACCUCAGCAGCCUCCAUAACAAACUGAAGAGUGAGGACAACAAUGUAGAGAUGUGAUUAACACUAGGGGGAGCAAUUGUUGAAACCUAUUUUCUGUCUUAAAGCUUUUGAGUCUUGUUUUAGUCCUAGUAGAACAUACUACUUGUGAUUUUACAUGAAUAAAGUAUUUUUUCAUCA